Messenger RNA from Protopolystoma xenopodis, 612 nucleotides. The record is from the annotation of a GenBank genome assembly. Lineage: Eukaryota; Metazoa; Platyhelminthes; Monogenea; Polystomatidea; Polystomatidae.
AUGCGGGGCAGGCCGAAAGACAGAAUUCAAGGUGUUUCUCCUCCCGCCUGCUCGGACGGGCUAUUUCCUCUUUCUACUCGUGCGUCCGUCUUCAUCCGGCCCGCUUGUGUGUGUGUGUGUGUGUGUGUGUGCGUGCGUUGUGUAUGUAUAUGUCCGCCACUCAAAGGGGAGAUCAUCAGACAAUAUGGCUUCAGCCCACUCUUUGUCCCAGUUAACGGACAAAUUGGAGUAAAACUGCGUCAGACCAUCGAUUUUCCUGCAAGGAAGGAAUCAUGGGGCCAGACGACCGAGAAGCGAAUGGAAUGCUCUCGAAAAGGCCGCUGUGUCUGUUUAUACACUUGCUCACUUGCUUGUCUCUCUUUAUGUCUGCCUGCCUGUGUGCGUGCAUGCAUGCGUGUCUACUUGUGGGUCUGCAUGCGUAUUUACGUGCUUCCACGUAUGGAGAGCGAAAAUCCAUUCGGUCAAGGUCAGACAUACCAAUCGGUGACCUUGACGAUGGCAGAUCCAUCGGCCGGUGUGUUCAAGGUCUGUACACCGACGACGAUGCCGCGACUCGGAGAUGAGUUCGAGUCUUUAAUGAGCGCUAAAAGUUGGGAGCAAAGCCCUAAUUAA